CAAUGGGGAGGCCGAGCAGAUCGAGUGUCACUAUAACAGUAGGACAUAAUCAGCGCGGUAAGUUUGCAGAACCUUACAGCCUGUCUCGGCCAGAGGGAGCUCAAUUCUUUCGGCUUUUCUGAGGUUGCAAAGUCCACUGUCACCAUGUCUGACACAGAAGAAGUUGACCAGGUCGAGGAAUACGAUGCCGUAGAAGAGGAGGUAGUAGGGGAAGUAGAGGUGGCCCCUGAGGCGGCCCCUGAGCCAGAACCAGAGCCAGAACCAGAGGUAGAACCAGAACCAGAGCCAGAACCAGAGCCAGUACAAGAGCCAGAACCAGAACCAGAGCCUGAGUAUGAAGAGGCUGUUGAAGAUGAAGAGGAGAAGCCAAAGUUCAAGCCCACCGCUCCAAAAAUCCCAGACGGUGAGAAAGUGGACUUUGACGACAUCCAGAAGAAGCGUCAGAAUAAGGAUCUGAUUGAGCUGCAGGGCUUGAUUGAUGCUCACUUUGAGUGCAGGAAGAAGGAGGAGGAGGAGCUGAUUGGCCUCAAGGAGAGAAUCGAGAAGCGUCGUGCUGAGAGGGCUGAGCAGCAGAGGGUGCGCGCUGAGAAGGACAAGGAGCGCCAGGCGAGACGUGAGGAAGAGAGGCGGAUAAGGGAAGAGAGUGACGCUAAGAAGAAGGCAGAUGAAGAGGCCAAGAAGAAGUCGGCUCUGACCAGCAUGGGCUCCAGCUACAGCAGUCACCUUGCAAGAGCUGACCAGAAGAGAGGCGGAAAGAAAGAGACUGAGAGAGAGAAGAAGAAGAAGAUCCUCGCCGCCAGGCGCAAACAACUCAACAUCGACCAUCUGAGCGAAGACAAGCUGAAGGAUAAGAUCAAUGAACUGCAUGAAUGGAUGACCCAGCUGGAGUCUGAGAAGUUUGACCACAUGGAAAGACUGAAGAGGCAGAAGUACGAGGUUACAACCCUGCGUAAGAGAGUGGAGGAGCUCAGUAAAUUCAGCAAGAAGGGAGCUGCCGCCCGCCGCAGAAAGUAGACAGACUCGCUUCACUGCUGCUCAGAAACCAAACUGGGAUCGUCUUGAACUCACGCAUGAUGAAGCAACGCACACUGUGGUGAAGGUCAUGGCUCAGAAGAAGGAAGUAAUGCUGCGGUUUAACCCGAGGUUACCAGCCCACGUCCUGAUACAUGCAACCAGGAGCCUUUAGCCGCUGUUCAAUAAGAAUAAAAAGUACCAAAACUGAUUUGCCAUCUCGCUUCCUCACCUUCGACUGUUUGGUUCUCAUUAUUUUUUGUAAAUAAAGUGUGACCCUUCAAGCCA
Messenger RNA from Solea solea (common sole), 1299 nucleotides. It is a transcript of the gene tnnt3a, whose product is annotated as troponin T type 3a (skeletal, fast). Gene Ontology annotation, cellular component: troponin complex. Bases 145 to 1014 code for a protein of 289 amino acids. The record is from RefSeq and is a predicted model, not a curated record. Lineage: Eukaryota; Metazoa; Chordata; Actinopteri; Pleuronectiformes; Soleidae. Gene Ontology annotation, molecular function: troponin C binding; tropomyosin binding; troponin I binding. Gene Ontology annotation, biological process: sarcomere organization; regulation of muscle contraction; muscle contraction. The transcript is spliced from 15 exons.